AAAAGAGAAAAAAAACCUAGCACUGUGAAUAAUAAUCUGUUUGUUGUGCGGCAAUUCUGAAGAUACAUUUUGGACUAAUAGAGACAGAGUAGAGCGUCCCUCUCCCAUUCGUACAUAGCUACCACCACCAUCACCUACGCAAACGAAACCAUUAUUUCCCUUCUCUCUCUAACUCUCUCUCUCUCUUUCUCUCUAUACCGAUCUUCACUCCCUCGCUUCUUUGCCGAUCUCCAAAUUAGGGUUUUCACCCUCUCCUCUCCGCUUCACAGAUCCGGCCACCGCUUCUCCUCCUCCGCCAUGUUCUGGAAGCUUCCCUCCAUCUCCGCCUCAUCUCCGGUGGAUGCGAUAUUGGACAAGGAUAAUUUCACAUUGGAAGAGCUUCUGGAUGAUGAGGAAAUCAUUCAAGAGUGCAAGGCCUUAAACAGUCGCCUCAUCAACUUUCUAAGAGAUAGAGCUCAAGUUGAGCAAUUGCUGCGCUACAUUAUUGAAGAACCACCGGAAGAUGCUGAAAACAAACGAGUUUUCAAGUUUCCAUUCAUUUCCUGUGAGGUCUUCACAUGUGAAAUUGAUGUCAUUUUGAAGACCUUGGUGGAUGAAGAAGAGCUCAUGAACUUAUUAUUCUCCUUCUUGGAACCUGAUCGCUCUCAUAGCACCUUGCUGGCUGGGUACUUUGGCAAGGUUGUUGUUUGCCUAAUGAUUCGAAAGACAGUACCACUGAUCAAUUAUGUUAAAGCCCAUCCACAUGUUUUUCGCCAACUGGUUGAUUUGAUUGGCAUUACAUCUAUUAUGGAGGUUUUGGUUCGAUUAGUAGGUGCUGAUGACCAUGCCUAUCCCAAUUUUAUAGAUGUGGUGCAAUGGUUGGCUGAGAGCAACCUGCUAGAGAUGAUUGUUGAUAAAUUAAGUCCAUCUAGUCCUCCUGAAGUUCAUGCUAACGUAGCUGAAACAUUAUGUACAAUAACUAGAAUUCCUUCAUCUACUCUUGCAAUUAAGCUUUCAAGUCCAAGUUUUGUUGCAAAAAUUUUGGAGUAUGCAUUGGAAGAUUCAGAAUCAAAUUCAAGCCUUGUCAACUCACUUUCGGUGUGUAUUUCUUUGCUGGAUCCCAAAAAAUCAGCUGUUUCAUCUCAACUUUUUCAUUCGUUCCGAAGUCAAAACAUGUAUGAGCCACCAAUUCCUGUAAACCCAGAUACUAUUGGUGCAAUGCUCCCUAAACUUGGUGAAUUGCUUGUGCUUUUGAAUGUGUCAUCUGAUAGCAAGAUAUUGCCUACAACGUAUGGUGAAUUGAGACCUCCACUUGGCAAACGUCGAUUGAAGGUCGUGGAGUUUAUUGCAGUACUUCUAAAAACUGGAAAUGAAGUGGCAGAAAAAGAAUUGGUCAACUCAGGAACCAUCAGACGAGUUGUCGACCUUUUCUUUGAAUAUCCUUACCAUAACGCAUUACACCAUCACGUGGAAAGUAUCGUAUUAUCAUGUUUGGAGAGCAAAACUGAUGCAAUUAUUGAUCAUCUUCUUCGAGAUUGUGAUUUAAUUGGAAGGUUUCUCCAAGCAGAUAAACAUUGUAUUCUUUCUGCUGAAAACAAUCAGGCAACAGUACCUGCUGCUGGGAAACGGGCAACGCGGGUAGGAAACAUUGGACAUAUUACUCGAAUUGUUAAUAAACUUUUUCAGUUGGCUCAUAACCAAAGUCACAUCCUGACAUAUCUUCAGGAGAACAGCGAAUGGAAUGAGUGGCAAGCUACCGUUCUUCAGGAACGUAAUGCAGUUGAGAAUGUCAACCGUUGGGCUUGUGGGCGUCCUACUGCAUUACAAGAUAGAAUGAGGGAUAGCGAUGACGAUGAUCUUCAUGACAGAGACUAUGAUGUAGAUUUAGGAAAUAAUUUGAACCAGGCUUUUAGAUACAAAAUUUAUGGAACUGAGGAUAAUGAAGAGGAACGUGGCAGUCUUGAUCGAGAUGACGAGGAUGUCUACUUUGACGAUGGUUCUGCUGAAGUAGUCAUAUCAUCCCUAAGACUUGGUGAUGACCAAGGGAGCAAUCUGUUCACAAACUCCAACUGGUUUGCGUUCCAAGAUGACAGAAUUGGUGAUGCACCAGGUGAUUCAUCAUCCCCUGAGAUGAUGGAUGAAGUAAACUUGAAUGGAGCUGUAAAUGGUGGUGGCAGCAGUAGUGAUGAUGAGGUAGUAGUUGGAGAGGAUGAAGACUUGACCGACAGCAAAAAUACUGUGAAUGGUACAUCCAGCUCAAACACAAACUUCUUUAGUGGAUUAAGCGGUAAUGAUUCCAUGGAUGAAGGUGCUGUAGAUUUAGAAAAUGAGAGGGCAAGCGCUUCGCAUGAUAUGGGAUUCUUCAGGUUUGAAGUACCCGACAAUGAGGACUUGUUUGGGGAUAGGCCUUUACCAGAUUGGGUGGGAUGGGGUGAACAAUCAGAGAUGCAAGUUGCUGGUUCAAGUAUGAAUCCCUUUUUGGAUAAUGACGAGUCUGGUAGCAAUUCGCGUACUAAGCCUCACCUAGGCAGCACUGAUCUGAGUUCUUCAAAUGGGGAAUCUGUAUCUUCAAAUGGUUUGCCAGCCACUGAGGAUUCAUUGGACGGUGGUGGUGAUUCAAGCCAAAGAUCCGUAGUAGUACCCUCCCUAUUUGAAGAGGAUGUGGAAUUUGUAGGUGUAGAAUUAGAUGGUGCCGAGAAGGCAAUGGACCAGGCUCUCAAAGAAGGAAUAGUUGGGGAAGCAGGACCAUUAAAAAGAAACCUAGUCCCAGAAUUGCCAGAAAAGGAAAAUUCCGAUGAGGGCAGUCCGGGUGUGAAGGAGUUCAAUGACGCAAAUUACUGGAGGAUUGACCAAGAGGUUGCUGUUCUAGAAUGAUGGGCAUGGUGGUAAAUCUGAAUUUUUAUUGUUUGUAUGAAAAGUUCGACCAACACUAGUGGACCUUAUUCACAGUUUGCAAGGUUAUGCAAAUUAGUGUACAGCAUAUAUUCUGUUUCAUAUGGUCUGUUUCGGUUUCAGCUUAUAGAUCUUACUUGUUAAUCAAUUUGAAGUUUUGCCUCUUCCUAGGAGUGAUUUAAGGGAGUUCCCGUGUUUAUUGAAUAUUUAUCCUGAUUUUCCUUCUUA
Messenger RNA from Lotus japonicus, 3099 nucleotides. RefSeq lists its product as uncharacterized. The transcript is spliced from 19 exons. Lineage: Eukaryota; Viridiplantae; Streptophyta; Magnoliopsida; Fabales; Fabaceae. Bases 298 to 2853 code for a protein of 851 amino acids. The record is from RefSeq and is a predicted model, not a curated record. Gene Ontology annotation, molecular function: protein phosphatase binding; protein phosphatase regulator activity.